UCUUGACAAAAAUUGGAAGCAAUGAAAUUUUGAAAAUUUAUUUUGACUGGGAUUUCAAAAUGUUUUUAUGGCUACUUGGGCCUGUUCUAGUCCUUAUAGCAGUGAUAUUUGGUAUUCACAGAAGUCUUAGUAGUACACUCGAUACAAGAAAUCCGUUUUCAACAGCACCAAAAACUAUCUUGGUUAUCACAGCGCAUCCAGAUGAUGAAUGCAUGUUUUUUGGACCAACAAUUCAAUAUUUGACAAGGAUUGGUCAUGAAGUCUCCUUGCUUUGCUUAUCUGUUGGAAACUAUUACGGCAAAGGAAAGGAACGUAUCAAAGAAUUUUAUCUGAGUGCUAACAUUCUUGGAGUCCCACAUGACAAAUGUGCAAUAAUCGAUGACAUAUCUCUACAGGAUGGCCCAGGUGAUUGGGAUCUCACAGCUGCUUCAAACAUCAUAGAAAAACACCUUCAUAAGUUAGGAGCCAAUUCAAUUAUCACAUUUGAUGAGCACGGAGUGAGUGGUCAUCCAAACCAUAAGGCCAUCUAUUGGGCAGUAAGGAACAUUCACACAAAAGACAGCUAUAAGGGGAUACCUGUGUAUACACUCAAGACUACAAACACACUCAGGAAAUACAUCUCAAUUUUUGACAUUCCAUAUAGUUUUUUGACAUCUAAAAUUCUCUUCCUAUCAACCUGGACAGAGUUUUUAAAAUCACAAAAGGCAAUGUUAUCUCAUUGGAGUCAAUUAGUGUGGUUUAGAUGGCUGUAUAUAGCAACUUCUCGAUAUAUGUUGAUGAAUACUUUAAAUGAGUUGGAAAUAACAUGACGUAAAAUUUUGGAUUAGCCGAGAAUGCCUUGAAUGGAUAUAGGUGGAAUAGGAGGGUCAACAAGAUUCUGUCAGCCAUUGU
This is a messenger RNA of Owenia fusiformis, 891 nucleotides long. The record is from the annotation of a GenBank genome assembly. NCBI's taxonomy places the organism in Eukaryota, Metazoa, Annelida, Polychaeta, Sabellida, Oweniidae.